Anarrhichthys ocellatus (wolf-eel) is the source of this 5931-nucleotide messenger RNA. RefSeq names its product speckle type BTB/POZ protein (gene spop). The transcript is spliced from 10 exons. Lineage: Eukaryota; Metazoa; Chordata; Actinopteri; Perciformes; Anarhichadidae. Bases 279 to 1259 code for a protein of 326 amino acids. Gene Ontology annotation, molecular function: protein binding. The record is from RefSeq and is a predicted model, not a curated record.
UACGGACAGACAGGCCUGAUGGACAGAGUCCAGCUGGCCAGUCAUGGCAGCUGCAAGCGGAACAGAUGUGCGAGGGACUUUGAUGUAGAGCGCCCGUAGCUAUUUUGGAGUCUGGACGUCCCGCUGCGCCGGAUUCAGCUCUCUGUACGGCCGGUGUUGUUUAAAAGGCGGCCAGCUGGACUCAUUAUUGGCCCUUAUCUCCCCCCCCCCGCACACCUCACAACACACCUGGCUGGUGCUCCGGCCCCAUUCAGAUCACCUCCACAUCAAGGCUGGCAAUGUCCAGAGCCCCAAGCCCCCCUCCCCCGGCAGAAAUGUCCAGCGGUCCUGUGGCUGAGAGCUGGUGUUAUACGCAGAUCAAAGUGGUGAGGUUCUCCUACAUGUGGACCAUCAACAACUUCAGCUUCUGUCGCGAGGAGAUGGGGGAAGUCGUCAAAAGCUCCACUUUCUCCUCCGGAGCCAACGACAAACUCAAAUGGUGUUUGCGUGUGAACCCUAAAGGUCUGGAUGAGGAGAGUAAAGACUAUCUUUCACUUUACUUGCUCUUAGACAGCUGCCCAAAAAGUGAAGUGCGUGCCAAGUUUAAGUUUUCUAUCCUCAGCGCCAAGGGAGAAGAGACCAAAGCCAUGGAGAGCCAGAGAGCGUACCGCUUUGUCCAGGGGAAAGACUGGGGUUUCAAGAAGUUCAUAAGGAGGGACUUCCUGCUGGACAAGGCCAACGGUCUGCUGCCUGAUGACAAAUUAACACUAUUCUGUGAGGUGAGCGUGGUACAGGACUCUGUGAACAUCUCAGCCCAGAACACAAUGGACAUGGUGAAGGUUCCCGACUGCCGGCUGGCCGAGGAGCUCGGAGAUCUGUGGGAAAACUCUAGAUUCACUGACUGCUCCCUGUGUGUUGCUGGACAGAAGUUCCAGGGGCACAAAGCCAUCUUGGCAGCUCGCUCGCCGGUGUUCAGUGCCAUGUUUGAGCACAAGAUGGAAGAGAGUAAGAAGAACCGCGUGGAGAUAAAUGACGUGGAGCCAGAUGUCUUCAAAGAGAUGAUGUGCUUCAUCUACACAGGCAAGGCCCCCAACCUGGACAAGAUGGCUGAUGACCUGCUGGCUGCAGCUGACAAGUAUGCUCUGGAGAGGCUGAAGGUGAUGUGCGAGGACGCUCUGUGCACGAGUCAGAGUGAGGAGAACUCCGCAGAGAUCCUCAUCCUCGCCGACCUGCGCUGCGCCGACCAGCUCAAGACUCAGGCCGUGGACUUCAUCAACUAGUCGGCCUGUGAUCCGGAGCCCCGCCGAAGACUAUCGACGUUCUCUGUGAGCCCCGAUGAACCAGUGACCGUCACCCCAGUGGGGUGUGAUUGAUAAAGACUUCCCCCAAUAACACACAGUUCAUUAGGAGCAGGUUAAUGGAGUGAAAUGCAAGAUAUCACUACGCAGGUCCCCUGGCUCCCUACAGCUCCAUUUCUGCUUAAUUAGACUCAUAGAUGAGUUUCUCUCGCUCCGUCCAUCUUGCUGAGUCUUUCCAUUUGCUCUUCUUCCUCUGUAGCCUCCUCUUCAAUCCGACAACCACCACAGAAGAAUACCUGGUCUGUACCUGUAAGUCACCAGGUCAGACCCUUUUCUAUCAGUGUUAUUUUGUCUCGGAUCAGCCCAUCUUAAACCCUUUGAUCUGGUGUUUUUUCUGCACCUGCAAAUAAAGCAUGGGGUGUUAUCUGCUGGCCCUUGUGUGAAAGGGUUAAUUGAUCUCAGUUCAGGGGUUAAUUGGCUCGAAGGGGCCUAACGCUGAGGGACCUGACCCCCUGGAGUUGCAAGGUCAGGGCUGAGGGGGGUCACCAGUGGAGAUGAGGCCCUGUCAGUCCAGUGUGACUAAGACAUCAAAGAGUUUGGCUGCAGGGAAGUCUUCAAGACGGCUGCUCUCUCCCACCCAUCUGACUGUGUGCACACACACAGAUUCACUGCUCAUUAUGAUGCAGGAGAUGCUGAUGAAAGAUGGGAAUGAGCUCAUCGACUUAGGAGGUUGCUUGAUCUCUCUCUCUCUCUUUCUUUCUUUUUUUAUUAGAUUAUUUCAGAAGCUAAACGUGUCUCUGUAUAAUGCGAGCCAGCCUCUUCAGUUGCCCGGGGUAUCAGGGAGCUCUCUGGGAGAGGAAACAGCAAACCCAUAAAGGGAGAUCCGCUCCCCAGCCCACAAUCUGAAGAAACAGCAACUACAAUAAAAAUGCCUUUUAAAACGGAGCACGUUCAUUCAUACACACACUUUCACUCCCGCACAUAAUUACAGGGCCAUAACUCAGUCUGUAUACUCUCUGGGGAGGAGCCAGACAAGCGGCAGCUAUUUUUUACUCACUUGAAGAAAGAAAAAAGGCUGUGUGCUGAGAUACCCAUCAUUUGACACCCAGGAUCGACUUAUCUUAUAAUGUCGUUUCACAGAAGACUCGUCAGCAUGACAAAUAGGAAUGCAUGUUUGUGUAUUUUCUUUUUAUUCCGCUUUCCUGCCAAACUCCCAACAAUUGUGCUCAAUCAUUGCAUUGCUCAACACGUAAUCCUAUUUCACAGUGUAAUUCAGUUUGAAUGAGGAGCUGCAGGCAACAGACAGCCUGGUGAGAUGUCAGAGAUCUGGACUGCAGGGUUCAUAGAUGAGUAUUGGCUGCCCUCUUGUGUUUUGUUGUCUGUUCUGCAGCCCCAGAAUGGAGGCACAGCUUCAGAAGCGGUGGUAGUAACGGGUGAUGCAGGUUCUUUAAAGGGUCAGUUUCACCCAAAUGUCAAAUAGCCCAAGUGUUAUUUAAGCGUGCAGAUAGUUUGGGUUUUAUUUGUUCGGGUUUUGAGAUAUCCGGCGCUGUGAUUGGUUUUCUGCGACCCCUAAACAAAGGAAGUGGGUUUAGUUUAGUUUGAGGUGCUCACAGCAUUGCACAUUUACAUUUAAAAUUCAACUGCAGCAUCCCUUUCCAGAAUAAGUGUACUCGUAUCCAUAGUAAACAAAUUCAGCAGUUUGAGCACUCAUACUUAUGUACUUACACACACUUUCAUAAAGUCCACAACACUUUGUUCAAAGGGAUAACCCAGAGUAAAUAGUACUAUGACGUAAGAAAGAGACAAUACAAGAUACAGAACUUUUAAGUAUAAAGCUUUGGACUUAUUUGGUCCAACAGUUAGUGACAGUUUGUCUUACAAACAGGAAAAGACCAAAAAACUCUGCUGUUCAGUGAAAAACUUGCUUUUCACAUUGCAUAUUCUUAGCCCAGGGCUAUCCUUACUGGACUAAGAGUAGACCCUCGGAUAAUUUAGCCCCUUUACACACACACACACACACACACAUUGUUAACCCAAACUUAACCUUAGCUCAGGGCUAUACGAUUCCCACUGCACUUCUACCAGCACUCAGUUAAAUGUUUGAUGGAACACUUGACUAGUGUUUACGUUCUCGAAUGUGAGAACGUAAACACUGAAGUGAUUGGACAACAAAAGAAGUGACGCAAAUUACAUCCUUUACUCAAAUCCUGUUUCACACAGGCAACUUUUAGCCGCGUGUUAAGUUGAUUUUUAAAAGAUAAGGCAGCAAUCUGGAGGCUAACCACUGCUCCAGAGCAGGGCCAGCAAGCCCUGGGCUAAAGUCAGGGUUAUCCCGCUUUGCUGAAGAUUCAGAUGAUGUCGAAUAAAGUCUGUGAGGAUUUAGGGCUUCGUGGGACACUAGAACUGGGCCUAUUUCUCCUGUAAAAACUAGAUCCAAGAAAUAAAAAUGGUUCACAAUAGUAUUAUGAGCAACCAGGACAUAGUUUCUGGAAAUGUGCGUUGCUGUUGAUUUUUUUUAUAGAGUCACUUUUAAAUGCUUUAAGCAGGACAAGAUGGGUUCCAUUCACCUUUAUUAUUAAGGGAUUGCGGAAAUGUCACACACAAUUAUCUCAAAACCUGGUGUGAUGAAACCAAAAAUAUGUGGAUACCACAAGUGCUAAGUGAGAAAAUAUGUUUCAUGUCAUUUGGGUGAACUGCCCUUUAAAUACCCCCAAACGAGUCACCCCCAGUGAAUCAGACUUACACAUUCUUAGUUUUGUUUUUGUUUCACAUUUUUCUGAUGUUGCGGACUAUAUUUAUAUUUGCAGAUUGUUCCCACAGUGCUUGUUCAUAUGUGAUACAGAUGUGCUUGUAGCUUGAAGUAUUGCGUGUAUCCAGAUGUGACUGAAGAGUGAGGAAUCAUUUUGAGCUCUUGAGGCCACUAGGGGGUGCUGUAAUCAAAGGAAACCACGUAGGAGUUCAUGAACACCUCUGGCUCUGUGGACUCCUCUUGCAUGGAUAUCAGUAACCAUCGUCAAACAUCAGAGACUGAUGUCUGACAACAACAACAAGGUGUUGUGUUUUCUUUGCUGCAACUAUUUCCUCUAUUGUGAGGAGCACAUUGUCUGAAAGGAAAAAAAUCUGUCUAUUUCUGGUCUAGGACAUAUAGAUCGUAUCAAGCUUCAAGUCUGGAACAUAUCUAUCUUGUUUCAGUGUGACUCAAUCCUGCACCAUCUGUAUACCACAGUUCUAGUAAGAGAGAGGGAAUUCACUGUGAAGACAUGUCAGAUUAACACCGGUUACUUUCUCUUUCUAUGUCCCAGCUUUUUUCCUUAAUCUUCAAUCCCCAGAUAUAAAUAUUUGAGGCACUUCAGGCUUACAAUGGACUGAUUGAAUCUCCAUGAGCUGCUCUGUGACAGAGCGGUCAAUCACCGUGUCCUCUGCUAAUCAAUGUCUUUCUUGAAAAGAGGACAUGGGCACGAUAAGAGAACGGGUCAGGAGGGAAGUAGGAGUGAUGACAGACGCUGGCACUAGAAAUAUAGAGGGGCGAGGGAUGAAGGGAGGUUUAAAUGUGGAUUGAGGGAUGAAAAGAGGUCUGGAUGAAUGGAGGAGAAUCAAAUCUCCAGCUCUGGGGAGGUCUACGCACUCAGGAGCCAUUAAUCCGGCACAGAUCCCCCUUUUCUUUAUGUUUCAUUUCCUCCUUGUUCCUUGAGAAAAAAAAAAAGUCUUUAGUUUUCUAAUAUUCUCUUAUCAACUGUUCGAUCAUUACGUUUUGAAUAUGGCUUCUGUAUUUUAAUACCUGUGUAUAUUUUCUCUCCCUCGUUCCCACUAGAAAACAUUUUCCGAAGUUGAGUAUUCUCCUUCUAGCUCUGCUUUGGGAUCGGAUGUUAACUUUAAAUGUACCACAACGAGUUAAUUGAGUUGGAAGGAAGGGAUGCACGUUUGGGAAUUGUCAGCUUUAUAAUUCCCCCUUUCUUUCCUUCUUGAAGAGGAGUGGAUUACUUCCAGACCUUGACAAGGAGACUCAGAAACAGAUGCAUGGUUCCAUUGAAAUGCUUCUCCAAAUGCUUCUCGCCACACUCGUGGUGAGGAUUGUUGACCAGUCUGUUGGUCCAGAAUGAAAUGUCUUGACAACAAAUGGGUUGCUAUCAAAUUUAUAAAUCAUGUAUAAAUAUUCAUGGUCCCCAGAAGGAUAGAGACUUCGCCCCUCUACUUUCAUCCAUUGUCACAAACAAGUCAACACUUCAGUUCAUGACGGGACACUUCUAACAGCGAAAUUGCCACAUGUUUCACACCAGCAUUAUGAUAUCCCAUAGCUGUUCACAUGAAUGUAAACAUGCCAAUUGUUGGCACAGCAUCUGCUUAGCAGGCUUGUGGCUGAGCCUAAGCACAGCUGUCAAAUUUCAGUUUAGAGUUAUCAGCUAUAAUUGAAUGAGGGCAGACCAAUUGGAAGAGUAUCCCAUACAUUAAGGUCAUCAGCAGAGAAAGCAUCUUCAUAAAGCGUCCUCAGAAGAAAGGAGAUAGAACACGAUCACCCAGGCAUAGCGGCAAGGGGGCGCUGGAGCUCCUACGAAAAAAGGACCAAAAUUCCUCUUUUUUAAGCAAACGUUUAUGUGAAAGUAAAGCAAACAAUAUCCAUACAUAUUAAAAUAUAAAUAGGCUAAUUAAUCAAGCC